Molecule: messenger RNA, 9238 nt
Organism: Electrophorus electricus (electric eel)
Lineage: Eukaryota; Metazoa; Chordata; Actinopteri; Gymnotiformes; Gymnotidae
Source: RefSeq, a predicted model, not a curated record
ACCGGCUAUAUACGGAUUCAAAUACAAAAAUGACGUUUCAGUUCAGAAGGUUGACGGCGCGGGACAGUGUCUGGCAUGCUUUCUUCUCAUAGAGGACAACCGUUCGCUCAGCGGUGCUGCGGAGUGGUGGUGAAACGGACAGCGGCGCUGAGGACAUGAGAUUUUGAUGGCAUCUAGGAAACACUGGACUUGUAUAGGUUACUACCUGCACUAAUUCAGAACGUUUUGUAAAAUUUUGAACACGACGGUAUUUCUUCGUGGUGAGAACGCAACAUUGUAGGAAUAUUUGCACCAUGGAUUCUUACGCAUACUCGUCCAACAGGCUGGCUUACCUGGCAUCACGGUAGAUGCAGAAUUAACAUUUGGGCACACAUCCUCAGCAUCAGCUGUCCUGGCUGGCUUCUAAAUAAAGUGGGCUCUGCUGCAGGAUGACAACAUGGCCCCUCCGCUGCUCGCACCCCCAGGCCCGGACAGCUUCAAGAGGUUCACCCGGGAGAGUUUGGCCAACAUCGAAAAACGCAUCGCUGAGGAGAAGAAGAAGAAACCUGUCAAGCCCCGAUCUGACAGCAGCCACCGCGAUGAGGACGACGACAGUGGCCCUAAGCCCAACAGUGACCUGGAAGCAGGGAAGAGCUUACCCUUCAUCUAUGGGGAUGUCCCUUCAAAGAUGGUGGCAGUGCCUCUGGAGGACUUGGACCCCUUCUAUAUGAACAAAAAAACCUUUAUAGUGCUAAAUAAAGGGAAAACGCUCUUCCGUUUCAGUGCCACUCCAUCGUUGUAUAUCAUUAGCCCUUUUAGCCUGUUUAGGCAAAUAGCUAUUAAAAUUUUGAUACAUUCAGUUUUCAGCAUGAUCAUUAUGUGUACAAUUUUGACCAACUGUGUAUUCAUGACAUUCAGCCAACCCCCAGAAUGGUCCAAACAAGUAGAGUAUACCUUCACAGGGAUCUAUACCUUCGAGUCGCUCACAAAGAUUGUGGCUCGAGGUUUUUGUAUAGACGGCUUCACAUUUCUCAGAGAUCCCUGGAACUGGCUGGACUUCAUGGUCAUCUCUAUGGCAUAUGUAACAGAGUUUGUGGACCUGGGGAAUGUAUCAGCCCUGAGAACCUUCAGGGUUCUACGAGCUCUCAAAACUAUUUCUGUCAUACCAGGACUGAAGACCAUUGUGGGGGCUCUGAUCCAGUCAGUGAAGAAGCUGUCUGAUGUCAUGAUUCUGACUGUCUUUUGCCUGAGUGUAUUCGCCCUCAUUGGUCUCCAGCUCUUUAUGGGCAACCUCCGACAAAAGUGUGUUUACUGGCCAAUCAGCAACCUCACGGUCACCUACCUGUCCAAUGGGAGCAGGGGCUUUGACUUUGGAGAAUAUAUCAUGAACGACACCAACUUCUACUUCCUGCCUGGAAUGUUGGAUGCUUUGCUGUGUGGAAACAGCUCAGAUUCAGGGCGGUGUCCAGAGGGCUACACCUGCAUGAAAGCCGGCCGUAAUCCCAACUAUGGCUACACCAGCUUUGAUUCUUUUGGGUGGGCCUUCCUGGCUCUCUUCCGACUCAUGACACAGGACUUUUGGGAAAACCUGUACCAGCUGACUUUGCGGGCAGCAGGGAAGACCUACAUGAUCUUCUUUGUGCUGGUGAUCUUCGUGGGUUCCUUCUACUUGGUGAAUUUGAUUUUGGCUGUAGUAGCCAUGGCUUAUGAGGAGCAGAACCAGGCCACCAUGGUGGAGGCUGAACAGAAAGAGGCGGAGUUUAAAGCUAUGCUGGAACAGCUCAAGAAACAGCAAGAGGAGGCUCAGGCCAAUGCCAUGGCCACGUCAGCAGGGACAGUAUCGGAGGACGCCGUGGAGGACGAUGGAGGAGGACGUCUCUCCCGCAGCUCCUCUGAGGUGUCCAAGUUAAGCUCCAAGAGUGCCAAGGAGCGUCGGAAUCGGAAGAAAAAGUGGAGGAAGGAACAGGAGAAGGAGAAAGGCGACAGCGAGAAGGUGGUGAAAUCCGAGUCGGACGACGGCAGUAAGCGGAGUCGUUUCCGCUUCCCUGACAACAGGCUCUGCAGGAAGACGUCCAUCAUGAACCAGUCUCUGUUAAGCAUCCCCGGCUCACCCUUCAUGUCCCGGCACAACAGCCGGAGCAGCAUCUUCAGCUUUAAAGGCCGCUCGCGGGAUGUGGGCUCUGAGAACGAGUUUGCUGACGACGAGCACAGCACAGUGGAGGAGAGCGAGGACCGCCGUGGCUCUCUCUUCAUCCCGUACCGACGCAACAGCUACAGCGGCUACAGCCAGGGCUCCUCACGUAUCAACCCGCUGGCACCACACUCUGGUUGCAAGCGGAACAGCACGGUGGACUGCAAUGGCGUGGUGUCUCUGAUUGGGCCAGGGCCUGGUCGGCUUCUGCCUGAGGUGAAAAUAGAUAAGGCAGCCUCUGAUGACAGUACCACGGAGGUGGAUAUAAAGAGGAAACACUCAGGCUCUCUCAUGGUGUCAGUGGACCAGCUCAAUACGUCUUUUGGAAGGAAAGAUCGUGCUAACAGUGCGAUGACUGUCAUCACUAACACACUAGUGGAGGAGCUGGAAGAGUCUCAGAGGAAGUGUCCACCAUGCUGGUACAAGUUUGCCAACACAUUUCUGAUCUGGGAGUGUUGUCCACUUUGGGUGAAAGUAAAGGAGAUAGUGAACCUAAUAGUGAUGGACCCGUUUGUGGACUUAGCCAUCACAAUAUGCAUUGUGUUAAACACAGUCUUCAUGGCCAUGGAACACUACCCUAUGACGCCACAAUUUGAGAAAGUGCUAUCUGAUGGAAACCUGGUGUUCACAGGUAUUUUCACAGCUGAGAUGUUUGCAAAGCUGAUAGCGAUGGACCCAUACUACUAUUUCCAGGAGGGCUGGAACAUUUUUGAUGGCUUCAUUGUUAGCCUGAGUUUGGUAGAGCUGGGGCUGGCUGAUGUGGAAGGGCUAUCAGUGCUCAGAUCCUUCAGAUUGCUGAGGGUCUUCAAGCUGGCUAAAUCUUGGCCAACUCUGAACAUGCUGAUCAAGAUCAUUGGAAACUCGGUUGGCGCCCUGGGGAACCUGACCCUUGUGUUGGCCAUCAUCGUCUUCAUCUUCGCCGUGGUGGGCAUGCAGCUGUUUGGCAAGAGCUACAAGGACUGUGUGUGCAAGAUCGCCCCGGACUGCGAUCUGCCCCGCUGGCACAUGAACGACUUCUUCCACUCCUUCCUGAUUGUGUUCCGUGUGCUGUGUGGCGAGUGGAUCGAGACCAUGUGGGACUGCAUGGAGGUGGCCGGCCAGUCCAUGUGCCUCAUUGUCUUCAUGAUGGUCAUGGUCAUUGGAAACUUAGUGGUGCUGAAUUUGUUCCUGGCUUUGUUGCUGAGCUCAUUCAGUGCUGAUAACUUGGCAGCCACGGACGAUGAUGGAGAGAUGAACAACCUGCAAAUCUCAAUCAUCCGCAUCAAGAAGGGCAUUGCCUGGGUGAAGGUCCACUUGCGUCUCCUGGUGGCGCAUGUCCUGAAGAAAGCACCACUGGAGGAUGAGGACAAACCUUUGGAUGACAUGUAUGAUAAGAAGCUGAACAUCAUAGGCAACCACACGGACAUCAAACGUGCGGAGAUCGACUACCCCAAGAAUGGCAAUGGCACGACCAGCGGGAUAGGCAGCAGCGUGGGGAAGUAUAUGAUUGAUGAGGACCGCAUGUCCUUCAUCCACAACCCCAACCUGACGGUGAGAGUGCCCAUCGCUGUGGGCGAGUCCGACUUCGAGAACCUCAACACAGAAGACUUCAGCAGCGAGUCUGAUGUGGAGAACAGCAAAGAUUUGGAGGACUACAGUUCUUCUGAGGGCAGUACUAUAGACAUCAAGCCUGAUGAGGAGGAGGUAGCUGCUGUAGAAGUGGUGGAGGAAUAUCUCGAUCCAGAGGCCUGCUGGACAGAUGGCUGUGUGGCGCGGUAUAAGUGCUGUGAUGUGUCCAUUACUGAGGGUUGGGGAAAGUACUGGUGGUACCUAAGGAAAACAUGCUACCUCAUCGUAGAACACAACUGGUUUGAGACCCUCAUUAUCUUCAUGAUUCUACUCAGCUCUGGGGCUCUGGCAUUUGAGGAUGUGUACAUUGAACAGAGAAAAACCAUCCAGAUCAUUUUAGAAUAUGCUGAUCGAGUCUUCACCUACAUCUUUAUCCUGGAGAUGUUGCUAAAAUGGGUAGCCUAUGGCUUUGUCAAAUACUUCACUAAUGCUUGGUGCUGGCUGGAUUUCUUUAUUGUGGAUGUGUCUAUAGUCAGCCUUAUAGCUAAUGCCUUGGGGUACUCAGACUUGGGCCCCAUAAAGUCCCUGAGAACUUUGAGGGCCCUCAGGCCCCUGAGAGCUUUGUCCCGGUUUGAGGGCAUGAGGGUGGUGGUGAAUGCUCUGGUAGGAGCCAUCCCCUCCAUUAUGAAUGUGCUAUUGGUUUGUUUGAUAUUCUGGCUCAUCUUCAGUAUUAUGGGGGUCAACUUGUUUGCUGGAAAGUACUACUACUGCUUUAAUGAAACCUCAGAGGGAAUGUUUGAAUCUACCGACGUCAACAAUAGGACGGAAUGUUAUGCACUCAUCAAUGCAAAUAACACAGAAGUCCGCUGGAAAAAUGUUAAGAUCAACUUUGAUAAUGUUGGAGCUGGUUACCUGGCACUCUUGCAAGUGGCCACAUUUAAAGGUUGGAUGGACAUCAUGUAUGCAGCUGUAGACUCCAGAAGGGUUGAAGACCAGCCUGUGUACGAAGAUAAUAUCUACAUGUACAUAUAUUUUGUUAUCUUCAUCAUCUUCGGCUCCUUCUUUACUCUUAAUCUCUUCAUUGGUGUCAUCAUUGACAACUUCAACCAACAGAAGAAAAAGUUUGGAGGCCAGGAUAUCUUCAUGACAGAAGAACAGAAGAAGUACUACAAUGCUAUGAAGAAACUGGGCUCAAAGAAACCCCAGAAACCAAUCCCCAGACCACAGAACAACAUCCAGGGGGUGGUGUUUGACUUUGUCAUGCAGCAAGCCUUUGACAUCUCCAUCAUGAUGCUCAUCUGUCUUAACAUGGUUACCAUGAUGGUGGAAACUGAUGAUCAGUCAGAUGAGACAGAGAACAUCCUAUACUGGGUCAACUUUGUCUUCAUCGUGGUUUUCACCGGUGAAUUCGUGCUAAAGCUGUUUGCACUACGGCAUUACUAUUUCACCAAUGGCUGGAACAUCUUUGACUGUGUUGUAGUGAUUCUGUCCAUUGUAGGUAUGUUCCUGGCAGAUCUAAUCGAGAAGUACUUUGUGUCACCUACUCUGUUCAGGGUAAUCCGUUUGGCACGAAUUGGCAGAAUAUUGCGUUUAAUCAAAGGAGCCAAGGGCAUACGGACCUUACUUUUUGCUUUGAUGAUGUCACUUCCUGCACUUUUCAACAUUGGCCUGCUGCUUUUCCUGGUCAUGUUCAUCUUCUCCAUCUUUGGCAUGUCUAACUUUGCAUACGUGAAGAGAGAGGUUGGCAUUGAUGACAUGUACAACUUUGAAACAUUUGGCAACAGUAUGAUAAUCUUGUUUAUGAUCACCACCUCAGCAGGGUGGGAUGGUUUGUUAGCUCCCAUCCUCAACUACCCACCUGACUGCAAACCUGAGAAGGAGAACCCAGGAACCACCGUGAAGGGUGACUGUGGCAACCCUUCAAUGGCAAUCUUCUUCUUUGUAAUGUAUAUCAUUGUGUCCUUCCUGAUUGUGGUAAACAUGUACAUUGCCAUUAUCUUGGAAAACUUCAGUGUUGCCACAGAGGAGAGUGCUGACCCACUAUGUGAGGAUGACUUUGAGUCAUUCUAUGAGAUCUGGGAGAAAUUUGACCCAGAUGCCUCACAGUUUAUCACCUUUGCCAAGCUGCCAGAUUUUGCCGAUACACUGGAGCACCCGCUACGUGUGCCUAAGCCCAACAUCAUUGAGCUGAUUGCCAUGGAUCUGCCCAUGGUAAGUGGAGACCGUAUCCACUGCCUCGACAUCCUCUUUGCCUUCACCAAACGCGUGCUGGGCGACAGCGGUGACCUAGACAUGAUGCGUCAGCAGAUGGAAGAGCGCUUUGUGGCGGCAAACCCUUCCAAAGUGUCCUACGAGCCCAUCACUUCCACGCUGCGCCGCAAGCAGGAGGAGGUGUCAGCUGUGGUGAUCCAGAGGGCAUACCGUGCCCACCUGGCCCGCCGGGGCAUUGUCUGCAAGCGUCGUGUCACCAACAACAAGCUGGAGAAUGGAGGGAUGAACCAGGAAAAGAAGGAAGGCACUCCCUCUACUGCGUCUCUGCCAUCCUACGACAGUGUAACCAAGGGCGAGAAAGAAAAGCAGGAUGACAACAAUGAGGGAAAAGGGCGUAAACAGAAGGGCCGAAACCAAAAAGACGUCAGGGAAUCUAAGUGUUGAGGCUGCGGCAGUGGUACGUGUGAGCACGACCAGUCAAGAUUACAGUAUAUUAAAAAUAACAACUGGAAAUGCAGGCAAGAUGAUUGGAAACCCUGAAUCAGACUUUAUAGGUGUACAGAUUAAUUUCAUUUGCAAGUAAGAAAAUGAUAUUUAAAAAAUCAAAGAGUAAUGGAACAAAACAAUAAUUGUUUACAAACUUCACAGGUGAAUGGAUGCACUGGGAAGUGUUGGGGUUUCUUCAAGCUUGACUCUUAAAGUUAAACCAAACAUAAUCAGCUUCCUGUGUGACACUGUUGCAUCAAGACUUGAUUUAAACAAACUCAAAUAGGAAUUUAACCAAGGAUUGAUACUUGACAUUGCGUAUUAGAGGGCUACACUGCACUUCAGGAUGGAACUCGCUACUGAGCAGGGAGAUGAGAAACCAAGGGAAAACUGGGAUUCACAGCAUGAUUUUCCCAACAUCUGGAGAAUCCCCAUGCUUAUGCAGUGCGUUUAUGGAAUUUCCGUAAAAGAAAUGAACACUGCUUAUCAUGGAAGAAUCGGGAAGCGCGAGCAGGGAUAUACAAAACUUAGAGCUUGGCUGAUUCAAAUGGUACCUUUGUGUUUGUCAGCACUAAAUAUGCUUUACAUGGUCUUUACAUUAUUUGAGCGGCAAAAAAAAGGAAAAGGGGGAGGAACAACAACAACAACAACAAAAAUAUAUAAACAUUCAACAUUUUGCCCAUGUCACCCUAAGUAACACUAUUAUAUCUUUGUUAUACUUGCAUCAAAAGGCUUUUUUUCUACAUGGGCUUUCACAGUGAUAGGAUAGGAGGCAAUUAUCUUGAGCCUUCAAUACACACCUCCAAAGGAAUAAUAAAUUAUUGUGCUUGUUCAAUGCAUAGAAAUGACUUGCAUGAUGGCAUGUUUUGAUCAGAAAUCUUGCAUGAAUAAUCAUAGUCCACAAGACACUAAUACAGACCACCACAGUGGCUUGACAAUAUGUUAAAGGCUGUCCACUGGCUAAAUUUAUUACUAGGAAUUGAGUAUAAUCUGAUUAUGUUAAAACUGAAUUGGCUGAAGACAGUUCAUUAUGCUGCGUCCUUUACUCGUCACUAUCAAGUACACUCUAAUAUAAACCAACUCUGGGUUUUGGCUUUAGAGAGCCUGUAACCAAUCAGUGGCUUUUGUUGAUUUAUAGAAAUGUGGCACAUCUCUGAGGUGAGUUGAACUAAAGAAGGAAAUCCCUUUUUUUUUUUUGCUGCUCAGGAGAUUGUAAAUGAAGAAAUUGAAUGUGUAUGUCAGGAGAUUAAAUGAGAAAUCCUUCUAGAAGGAAAAGGAACACUGUAAAUCCUAAAGGUUCUUAUUGUAUUUGUUUGCAGCAAUAUCUUACCUACAGCACUAGCCCCCUUGUGGGCCCUGUGGUAGGUGUAGGGUUGGUUUAGGUGGGAGGGGUGGGUGUAGGGUGGGGCAGUAUGAGGGGCAAAGCACAUUGUGUGGCAUUUAUGAUGCUUGUCAGGGGUAAGUUUUAGAUGGGCUAUGAAUAUGAGAAAGUGGCAGUUUUUUAUUUUAGAAAAGUAGUUGAGAUAUUAUUUAAUUGUUACAUUGUAUUACUUUAGAGAGUUCUGCUAAAACGUGUCUGUGUUAUGUCUGAUUUAGUCAAGCUCAUGUCAUAGCAAUGAACUGUGUUUUAAUGUACAUACAAGCCAUCACAUCUUUAGCAAUGGUAUUAUUGUAACUGGGGCAGGGAUGAAUGCCAAGCAGAGAGAACCUAAGAGAGUGUGUAUAAGGGAAUCACAACUGUAAAAGGAGAAGCCAAAGAGGUUUGUCUUGCUAUUCUAUGUUUGAUAGUUUUGUCUGAAAGUUUCUAGAAUGUCUCAGGAGAAGGAUGGGAAUGCAUCCCAACACUCCUGUUUUAUGCUUUCAGACUGAUGUUUGUUGAGUUCCCCCAUUUUUCUCAGGAUACAGCACAAAUGUAUCAUUCUAAUGAUGCUGAUGUCAUGAGGAAGGGCCAUGCUGGGGCUUUCUUUGGAAGGGCAGGGCUGGGUGUGCUGUCUCGACACUAAAAGAUUGGAGUUGUAUGGCUAAAAGGCAUGAGCCAAGCUCCAUUCACCACCCAAAGCAGCUUCCAGUUGUGUGGAAAUUUGAAUGUUCCAACUGUCAAAAAAACCUGACCAAUAAAUGGAGUAAUAAAAGUGUUGUAUGCUAUUGCAAGAAGGAGGCAAUCACUGUGAGACAAUAAGAUUAGAUUUGAAAAGUCUGACUGUCUAGUCAAAUAUCACCCACCAGUUCUCACCACUGAUGUUGUGGGGGGAAAGGUCUUUGUCUAAAAUUUGCAGUACACCAUCCCCUUGGUCAGCCAUAUUAACUAUCAGCCCACUGGUUUCAGAGCAACCUACUGUAAGCCAAGCCACCAUUGCACCAGAGCAAUUGCAUUACCUGUUGUAUAGUGAUGUCACAGAUAGUUUACCUUAGCUCCUAACUGGAACUGAUUGAAAGAGUUGAUGCAUGUGUGAUUAGUGAGGGCAUUGACCUGACCCCAAAAAACAAACAAAAAAAUCCACUUUGCUCAACAAAACUAACACCAUUCACACUUCCACAGCCAUCAAGGAUAAGGUGUGUAAAUGAUACAACAGAUCAUGAUGCAUUCAUUUAAAAUCAAACUAAAUAAAUGAAAAAUUCCAAAAACAGCAACAAAAAAAAAUAGUAUUGUACAGUACAGGCUAUGUUUUAAACAGCACAAAAUGCUGAAAAGUUAAGAAUGAACUUUUUAAGAGUCUAUAAAUAAUGUAAUAUAUAAUUUUGUUUUAACAGCAUGCAUAGUUUUGUGUAAAUACAGAAAUACUUAAAACUACUGCUAUUAAUCUAAUCCUGAAAAAAAAAAAA